Molecule: messenger RNA, 2526 nt
Organism: Trifolium pratense (red clover)
Lineage: Eukaryota; Viridiplantae; Streptophyta; Magnoliopsida; Fabales; Fabaceae
Product: protein RTF1 homolog
Exons: 2
Coding region: 287-2254 (655 amino acids)
Cellular component (GO): Cdc73/Paf1 complex
Molecular function (GO): RNA polymerase II C-terminal domain phosphoserine binding; DNA binding
Source: RefSeq, a predicted model, not a curated record
UAGAUCUCGUAGGUUCCCAGCUACCAGACAAGACAAUAAAAUUUCAGCUCAGAACAUUAAUCACUUUAAUAUCUAUCAGUAGAAGCUUUCUCUAAAGAUACAGACAGUAGUAACAGCUAACAACAAAGUAGGAAUGGAAAUAUUGUAACAUUCCUCUCAGAAUUUCAACCUUCUUACAAUUAAGGCAAAACCUCAAUCUCUUUAUUCUAAGCAAUUUCAAUUUUGAAGUCAAACUCAUUGGAACUUCUCUCCCACUGCACCAAUUUGAGGAGUCUUUUUGAUCACUAUGGCCGAUUUGGAAAAUUUGCUUUUGGAGGCUGCGGGAAGAACUGGCACAGCUGGCAGGAAUCGACAUUCUCACCCGCCUUCGAGGAGACGUCGUGAUGGCUCGUAUUCGGAUGGUGGGAGUGACUCUAGGGAUGAUGAUUCAGAUGAUGAGCAUAAUUAUGCAAGCAGAAAGCCAUCUGGUUCACAAGUUCCUCUGAAGAAGAGAUUAGAUCCGACCGACAGAGAUGAUGAUUUGGGUAGUCAGGAAGAAGCAGAUGAUGAUGGACGAAGCGACCGUGAAGGAGAUACCAGUGAUGAAUCAAAUAUCGGUGAUGAUCUCUAUAAAGAUGAAGAUGACAGGCGGAAGCUUUCUGAGAUGAGUGAACUUCAAAGAGAGAUGAUUUUGUCGGAUAGGGCUUCAAAAAAGGACGAUAAAAGUUUGUUGGGAAAGAUAGCAUCAAAGCGUGAGAAAGGAAAGGCAAUAAUUACCGGAAAGCAGUCUCCCCUGCUGUCAUCAUCUCGCGUGCGCGCAUCAGCCAGAUCUGCCGAUAGGUCAGCCAAAAAUGAAGCAUUAAAUGAAUUGCGUGCAAAGCGGUUGAAACAACAAGAUCCAGAAGCUCACCGUAGAUUGAGAGAGGCUUCAAGAAACUCAGGUCCCCGACAAUUUUCCCCACCAAAGCGCAAAUCUUUCACAUCAGCAAAUCUCAGUAGUUCAAGCCAUAGUGAUAGUGAUAGUAGGUCACACAGUGAUGAAGAUGGGUCAACUGGGGAUGGAGGAAUUGCUGACAGCGAUGAUGAUAGGGGAUUAUCUGGAUCUGAGGGGCCAUCCUUUCAGGAUAUCAAGGAAAUAACUAUUCGCAGGUCAAAACUUGCAAAAUGGUUUAUGGAACCUUUCUUCGAGGAGUUAGUUGUUGGUUGCUUUGUAAGAGUUGGAAUCGGGAGAUCAAAAACUGGACCUAUCUACCGGCUGUGCAUGGUGAAAAAUGUUGAUUCCUCGGACCCUGAUCGACAGUAUAAACUAGAGAACAAAACAACAUCCAAGUACUUGAAUGUUGUUUGGGGAAAUGAAAGUUCUGCUGCUAGGUGGCAAAUGGCUAUGAUAAGCGACUCUGCUCCACUUGAAGAGGAAUACAAGCAAUGGGUUAAGGAAGUAGAACGAAGUGGUGGCCGGAUGCCAAGCAAACAGGAUGUGUUAGAAAAAAAACAAGCUAUACAUAAAAUCAUCUCAUAUGUCUACUCUGCAGCUACUGUGAAGCAGAUGUUACAAGAUAAAAAGUCUGCCUCGUCAAGGCCGAUGAAUAUUGCCGCUGAGAAGGAUAGACUGAGGAGGGAGUUGGAAAGAGCACAAGGUAAGAAUGACGAAGCGGAAGUAGAGAGGAUCAAGACAAGAAUAUUAGAAUUAGAGGCAUCCAGAAAUGCAAAAGUGAAGGAUGCCAAAGCUCUGAAACUGGCUGAAAUGAACAGAAAAAAUAGGGUUGAGAACUUCAAGAAUGCUUCUGAAUUGAGGCCAAUAACCGGUUUGAAAGAAGGGGAUGCAGGUUAUGAUCCAUUUUCAAGGAGGUGGACAAGAUCGAGGAACUACUAUGUUGCCAAUCCUUCUGAAAAAGCUGCUGCUGGAAAUAUUAUUACCGCUGGCUUAAUUGCUGAUGCAGGCAGCAACGGAGCUGGAGUACCAGUAACUGCGGAGUCUGGGGUGGUGGCUACUGCCAUUGCCUUGGAAGCUGCUGCUGAUGCUGGAAAGUUGGUUGAUACGAAUGCUCCGGUGGAUCAAGGGACAGAAUCAAAUACGCUGCACAAUUUUGAGCUGCCAUUUUCGUUGGCGUUACUUCAUAAGUAUGGUGGAGCACAAGGAGCUCAAGCAGGAUUUAUGGCAAGAAAACAAAGAAUAGAAGCAACAGUUGGAUUUAAACUCUCGGAAAAUGAUGGCAGGAGGCAUGUACUGACUCUGUCAGUCGGUGAUUACAAAAGAAGAAGAGGGCUUCUUUGAACUCCGUUGAUGCUGUGCAGUAUCCAGUUGAAGUAAGUCUGCAAUUUAAUCAUCCAAAUAUGGUUUUUAUCUACUGUAAUGUUGUUGUAAUGUUGAAAUUUUUAUAAGUGGUCAUGUUUCCGCAUAUUUCAUUAUUUAUCUUUAGUCUUGAACAAUAAAGUUGUGUGAUAAAUGUAGUACUUACUACUUUUCCAAGUGUUGUGUUUAGUUUUAGACUUCUGUAUGACAAAAAUUGACUUUCAAUAUGAUUUUGUGAAAUUAUUUUGUUUUCA